UGUGAUAAAUUAGAAUUCACCACAAAGGCAGACAGGAUAAAGUAACAAAAGUUGAUAUAAUUUUCCAAUUAAGCUAUUUCGCGUCUUUAUACAGAUUCUAUUUCGGGGGAUUCCACGGUACAAACAGUAGCAUGCAAAAUUACAACGAUAAUAAUAGUUCGCUGUAUCCAAAGCACGUGUACAAUACAGAUCCCGAUCGCAACAAUAUAACCCGGAACCUUAAAACUAACCUUAAACACUAACGUAACACUAAUAACAGAAAAAGGGAUAGAAUUAAGACAGAAAAAAUGGUAGAUAAGAUAGAAAUAGGGAUAUCUGAGGUUUUGUCUCUUUUUUUGGCUUGUUUCUUUAUGGGUACUGUUGGGUGGGACAUACGUCCCUCUCCUAUAACUGGCCAGUUCUCUUCUUCAAUAAUUAGGAUUUUUCCUUCCACAGUCAUCAAUACGACCUUAAAACAGGAUCUUUUUUCUGAACUUAUUUCUGAACUAUUCGGUAAUUGAAAAUACGACGCCCAGUAUUCUCACCUCAUCCGUACACUCUGCCGUCCAGUUUACGAAUGACCUGCUACGUCACUUCUGUUUUUUCUCCGGCUCCUGUUUACACCUUUGCUCCUCAAAUUUCUAGGAACUGCUCAUCGUACCCAAGGGACAGGGAAUAGAUAAGAAAGUUCUAGAAAAUAGAACAAAGGGUAGAAAGAAGAAACGAAACUAAACUAAAAUUAAUAUUUACAUAAAUAUAGCGUACCGCCACAAUAGUUUAGUGCAGUGUUUCCCAACCUUUUUGUGCUAUGCCCCACCUAAGCCUUUCUAAAAUUCUUAUGUCUCCCUAACAUAUACAGCGGCUAUACGGUUAACUUAAACUCUGGACAAGUCCAUUUUCGAAUUGUCCUUUUUAGCAAUCCAAUUGCCCCCUGUGGGGCGUGGGCCCCACGUUGGGAAACACUGGUUUGUGGCUAGUGUGACACGGGAUAGCGUAGGUUACGUUUGUGUUUUUGGAGAGUGUUGAGUUAAAUUAAAAUAAAAACAAUGUCGACAAAAAAGUUUAGUAGUGUAAUAUGGAAAUAUUUUACGAUAGUAAAUGACGAAUGUGCUAAAUGUAAAAUUUGUGAAGGAAAGUAUUCCCGUAAGGGUAAAGGUACAACAUCGUUAAAAAAUCACCUCCAGAGGAAACAUCCACAAGAAUAUGCUUUAUUCUUAAAAGAAGAGUCUGCUAAGAAGAGUGCCGACGAAAAUGUUCAACAGGGAACAUCUUUACAAACGGUAAAAAGAGAAUUUAGACAAACAUUUUUUAAUGAAUACAUAGAAAAACUCAAAAGGUGGGAUAAUACAAACCCCAAAUCAAUAAAAAUUGACUAUUUAAUUGCAAAAAUGAUAGCUUUAUCUGAUUUACCUUUUCAACACACAGAAGGAUUGGGGUUCCGACGAUUGUUGAAUCAUGUUGUUCCAAAUUAUGUUCUAAAAGGCAGGAAAUAUUUUACGGAACUUGUUUGCAGCGAACUUUACGAUAAAGUGUCAUCGAAAAUAAAGAUCAUAUUGAAGGAUUUUGAGAAAGUUUCCUUUACAUCAGAUAUCUGGUCAGAUUCUUCGUCGGGAGUUUCAUUAUUAUCCUUAACAUGUCAUGGUAUUAGAAAAGAUUUUAGAAGAAAAAAUAUCGUUUUGAAAACGGAGAAUCUUGACGAACGCCACACGGGAGAUUACAUUUCGGCAAUAUUUCAACGUAUGCUCGAAGAGUGGGGAAUCUCAAAACAGAAUGUGCACUGCAUAGUAAGAGAUCCAACAUGAAGCGUGCCUGCACUUUAUCUGACAUAAAUAAUAUCGACUGUACAGCACAUCAGCCGCAUCUGGUGGUCAAAAAAGCUAUUAAAAAUGUUGAUGCAAUAUCCAUGUUACUUACAAAAUGCAGAAAAAU
Messenger RNA from Centruroides sculpturatus (bark scorpion), 1908 nucleotides. RefSeq lists its product as uncharacterized. The record is from RefSeq and is a predicted model, not a curated record. Bases 1026 to 1781 code for a protein of 251 amino acids. Gene Ontology annotation, molecular function: DNA binding. Lineage: Eukaryota; Metazoa; Arthropoda; Arachnida; Scorpiones; Buthidae. The transcript has a single exon.